AUGGCUCUCGAUCGAGGUCAGUGGGAAAAGGAGCUGCACGACCAGUUACCCCUGCUGGGUUGCUCACCUCAGAGGAGAGCUGAGGAGUUGGACCUGAAGGAAGCGGUCGUCCUCUGCCAGAGCUCGUACAGAGGAAUGCUAGACCUAAGCGAUGAGGUUCUAGUUCUCAUCGUGCGGCUUCUAGACCCAGUGUCCUUGCUCAAUGCUGGGAGGACUUGCAGAGCGCUCUUUCGAGUCUGCAGUUGUAGCUCCCUGUGGACACGCCAUUGCCAGAAGUUCUUUGGGUUUGCGUUCAACACUGCCACCUCUUUCAUCGCACCCAAGGAUGCUUUCAGACUCCUUCAUAUGUGGAAGAAGUUAUACAGAACUUUGCCCUGCAACAGAUCUCUCCAGGAGAAACUAUUUACUGAACUUCCUCUUAGAAAAUACUGGAUUCAAUGGUUGGUCCUGGAAGAGAUGGUGCCAUUGCCUUCAGUUAAACUUCCAGAUUAUGACAUUGAACAACUUUGGGGAAUUAAAAAGGAUGCUCUUGAAGAAACACACAAAGAAGAGCCUGAGGAGACCAGUACAGACUGCAUUUUCAAGUAUGACUGGAGAGAAUUGUACAACCUUACAAUAACACACCAUGGUGGUUUUGGUAAUGUCCUGCAAUACGUUCUUAAUCAGCAGAUGGAUAAUGAUCAUGGAGAGCUGGAGGGAAUGUAUCGCCUGUACUAUCGGUUCAGAUUCCAGUGGCAGUUUUCCCACUGGUUGUUUAAACAGCCAAAGCCAAUUGACAAACAGCUGCGGACAAUCUACCUCCAGUGGAAGAAGUACAAUAAGCGUAAGAUUUCCUGCUGGGGCACGGCUGUAUGUGAUGUAAAGUAUCUUGUUUCCCUACAUCACAUCACCAGCGAUUACUGGAAAGGAAAACUGGCGAAAGGCGAUGAGAACAUUGGCAUUCAGACAGUGGAGAACUAUUUCUCAAUGUGCAAGUCCUUGACAGCGUGGAUUCUGGGACGUGACUGGGGAAGAUUAAAAUGUAGAAAGGUGUAUCAUGACACACUGGAGGGAGUGUAUAGGGUGCUGAAGAAGGAGAUGCACUCUACAUUGAUUGAUCAUGAACACUUCUGGCAAGUUGCCAAACUUCAGAUGGCAAGAGUGUGUAAGCUGGAAGAGACAGCUGUGAACUAUGUCAACUGGAAAAUGAUUGAUUCUGUGCCUUAUUACAGACUUUACAUGGUGUCUGGAAACUCUGUCUACCUGGACCACAUAAAGGGAUUCCUGCAGCGGAAAAGAUUGGUAAACAACUGGAUUUGUCAGGAAGAAAACGUCUGGGUCAGACACCUUCUGCCAGAGGAGUUGUACCAGCUUCUGGAGUUUGACACCAAGAUAUCUGAAGGCAACCUUCAUGGCGACACCCUCUCUGCCCAUCUGAGUCGAAUCAUCUGGUUGUAUUUGCAUUCUGGUCAGCAAUUGUAUAUGGAGGCUGUAAAGGGCUUUGUUCUUGAAUGUGCACAAGCAAGCCUGGGAUAUUACACAUCGGUUACAUCAGGCUUUUAUACUCUGUUUGUUCAUUUGAACUAAGCUGCUCUUUUAGUACCAGGACUACUUGCUGCUGUUUAUUGGAUUUAAUGUUAUGAUUGAGAAUUGAU
Messenger RNA from Polyodon spathula (Mississippi paddlefish), 1634 nucleotides. RefSeq lists its product as uncharacterized. Lineage: Eukaryota; Metazoa; Chordata; Actinopteri; Acipenseriformes; Polyodontidae. Gene Ontology annotation, molecular function: protein binding. The record is from RefSeq and is a predicted model, not a curated record. The coding region runs from base 1 to 1566 and encodes 521 amino acids. The transcript has 8 exons.